UGUAACCAUUUGGUUCUAUGUGUAUGUUCUCGAAUAAAUUGUAGAGCUAACUUAACUACUACAACUCGUCAUAUCUCGAACAAAAUGGAGACUCGGUAGUUGCGGAAGAACGAGGAUGCUCAUUCCUCACCUUCUAAGCAGCUUAAUUAGGAGACCCUAGUGACACAUACAAACACCUUGUUAUAAAGGAUACCCUUCUGAACCCUAGGAUGUUGGCUGCCGGAGCUUACUCCGGUCGAUUUUUACCAACGGCAAUCCAAAGCCCGAGCAGCCCUAAAGAGAUUUUGCCAGGCCAGAGUGAAACCAUGUCCUACAAGAUGUCAUAAUAAUCACUUUGAUGAACGCUCUUUCCUGUUUUAUUUCUUUUCUUUCAUCAUAAAUUGAUGGUUACUUUAGAGUGCGAAUAACAGCUCCAACAAUUUAAUACCGAAUGCAUAGGAGCAUUAACAACAAUUUAAGCGACUGAAACUGUCAAACAUUUACUACUUUUACUACUCAAUAAAUAAAUUUGAUCAAAGAAAGGGCAACUGUCUAGAUAUUCUUGUAACUCAAAUGCUGGACACAUUAAUGCUACUGCUAUUAGUAGUUGGAGUUGCUCCAGGCAUCCUUAAUCAAGCCAAGCUCAGUUCUCUGUUGCUGAAAUUUCAAGGCAUCCUUGCUGAAAAAAUUUAACCAUGGCGUCCUCGCCACCUUUCUUAAGGUUUUUAAAGUGGAUGUGUAUCAUCGGUUUGUUUGCCCGUUUGUCACAAGUUCACGUCGUUGCAUUUAACCCGAAAGAACUCCAAGUUAAGAGGGCCGACUUCCCACGCGAUUUUGUGUUUGGAGUGUCCACUGCUGCAGCACAAAUGGAAGGAUCAGCACAAUCAGCAGGAAAAGGACCAAGUGUUUGGGACACGUUUGUAAAGCAAUUCCCAGAAAGAAUCGUGGACCGGUCGAACUUGUCUACUGCCCUGGAUUCAUACAAGCGAUACAAGGAUGACGUGAAGCUUCUCAAGGACACUGGAGUUGACCACUACAGAUUUUCGAUCGCCUGGACAAGGAUUCUGCCCAAGGGAACCUUAAGUGGCGGAAUAAACCAAGAGGGUAUCGAUCACUAUAACAGCCUCAUCGAUGAAUUAAUCAAGAACGGCAUUACACCCUAUGUGACCAUAUUGCACUUUGACUGGCCACAAGCGUUGGAAGACAAGUACGGAGGCCCUUUGAACCGUUCGUUUGUGAAUGAUUUGAAGGAUUACAGUGAAAUUUGUUUUAAAACAUUUGGAGACAGGGUUAAAAAUUGGAUCACGAUCAACGAACCAUAUGUUGUUGCCUUCAUGGGGUAUGAUGUUGGAAUUUCUGCACCAGGCAGGUGUUCUGUAGACUCAUUUUUUAAAUGUACGGCUGGUAAUUCAGCCACUGAACCUUACAUUGUGACCCAUAACCUUCUCCUCGCGCAUGCCACCGUUGUUAAGCUAUACCGAAAGAAGUUCCAAGAAAAACAAGGCGGACAAAUUGGAAUAAGUCUUGUAGGAGUGUAUGUCGAGCCUUUUUCAGACUCGGUGGACGAUAGAGCUGCAGCAAAACGAGGUUUGGACUUCAACCUCGGGUGGUUCAUGGAACCAUUAGUAUACGGAAACUAUCCGAAGAGUAUGAGAGAUUUGGUCAAGGAAAGGCUACCCAAGUUCAGACAGAAGGAAAAGAUAUUGUUAAAGGGGUCUUUUGAUUUUAUUGGCAUCAACUAUUAUACAUCAAGAUAUGGUAAAAACGAUCCAGCAAGUCCAAAGAAACCAACAUGCUACCACAACGAUGCUUUAGCUUCACUGACAGAACAAAGAAAUGGAGUCCUAAUCGGACCUCCGGCUAAUGGGAGUACUUUCAUCUACAUUUAUCCGCAAGGUCUGGAGAAAUUGUUGGAGUUCAUGAAGGAACACUAUCAAAGUCCGAAGAUGUACAUUACAGAAAAUGGAAUUACCGAGCCAAAGGAUGAUAAACGCGGACUUGGUGAAGCGCUCAAGGAUCAACAUAGAAUCGAAAAUACUCUUCGGCAUUUGUACUGGAUCAAUAAGGCAAGAAAGAAUGGUGUGAAUUUGAAAGGAUAUUUCUACUGGAGUUUGUUUGAUGACUUUGAAUGGGGUGAUGGUUAUACCUCAAGAUUCGGGCUUUACUACAUCGAUUACAAAGACAAUCUUAAGCGCAUUCCUAAAGACUCCGCUAAGUGGUUCCCUAAAUUCUUGAAGGGUGAAGCGUAAAGAUACAAUACUAUG
Molecule: messenger RNA, 2243 nt
Organism: Malus domestica (apple)
Lineage: Eukaryota; Viridiplantae; Streptophyta; Magnoliopsida; Rosales; Rosaceae
Product: beta-glucosidase 24-like
Biological process (GO): carbohydrate metabolic process
Molecular function (GO): beta-glucosidase activity
Source: RefSeq, a predicted model, not a curated record